UCUACAGUAAUUGGAGAAACAGGAUCAACACGUGUGUUAAGCAAUGGAGCACUAGUAGCAAGUGAUAUGCGUGACGAGGAGCAUUAUACUUUCAGUGCAUCAAGCGAUGUAGGGAGCGACAGUGAGUCAAUCUCGUUCGUACCUGCAAUUGCUCCUGCACUGAAUAGAGAAAGUGAGGGACAGGAUAGUGACCCCCUGCCGGAUAAAGAUUUGGAUUACAUAGUUGGACAGAGGGCUAGAGUCCGUCCUGGUAGGACCGUAACUGUCCAAGCUCCAGCUAGAGGUCGACCAACACCUAACAUCUCCUGGAGGCUUCCGAGUGGAAGAAGACUUGGAGUUGGUGAGAGGUACGGACGAUAUGGCGUGAUGAGCAACGGAGCGUUACAAAUAAGAGACGCAAGACCAUCAGACACAGGGACUUACCGAGCCAUAGCCAGUAGCCGUGCUGGCGACAACGUUGUCGACAUGUCUGUUCAAGUUGUCGCUCCAGUUGAGAUCAGCUUUAAUCCUGCGGACAACGUGUACAGUGAUGGUGUUCAUAUUGCGGCGUCUUCUUCUGGAGAAGUUGUGGUCAGACGUGGUUCUGAUUUGUCUGUUGUAUUUGGCGCUGUUGGAGUUGGGGCAGAAGACAUCAGAUGGACGAAAGAUGGCUCUGCACUACCACUGGAUGAAGACAAUAGAUUGACAGUGACGCAAACAUCCGAAGGAAGUCAAUUAACAGUGACUAAUGUUAAUGCAAGCGACAGUGGCUCGUACGUUGCGGAGGCCAGUAGGAAUGGAGAGGUAGCAUCUGCUUCUCUUGAUGUCAGAGUGGCCGGAGCCAAUGAUCCAGUGAGUACGAGACGAGCUGAUGUUACUUCCCAAGUGACAGAUACCGAUGUUAGAGCGUCUGUUUCGCAACCUGAGGUAAUGGUGAAAGCUGGUCAGACUUUAACUCUUGCAUCGCCCGCUACGGGAUUACCAAAACCAGUUAUCUCGUGGUACAAGAACGGUACUCGACUAGUUGCAGGCGAUUAUGUUAGCUUUUUGUCCGACGGUUCCCUUGAAGUGAGAAACUUCGUUGCCCAAGAUGCUGGAACAUAUCAGAGUCAAGCUGCUAGUGGAGGUAAAGUAGACAGUCAAGAAACAGAGGUCAUACUUGCAGAUUUUCCAUCCAUACCAAAGCCAGUGAGCAGAUCUCCGCAGAGACCUCUUCCUGAUGUUGAUCAAUUCUACGACGCAGGCCAAACUGCUGAGAUUGUUGCGGGUCGGUCUGUAACAGUCAACGUUCCUGUUAUGGGCAAUCCACCUGCUGAUAUCUCGUGGCAACUUCCGUCCGGACGUCGUUUAUCGUCUGGAGAACGGGAGGGAAGAUAUUCUGUGAGUGAGAAUGGGCAACUACAAAUUCAGACUGUUGAAGUUUUGGACAACGGAGACUAUACGGCAACAGUGGUGAACGCAGCAGGAAAGUCAUCAAGAGUGACUCCUGUCAGAGUAUUUGAAUCUCCCGACAUAGUCAGAGAUGUUGAGAAUAAUGUUGCCGUGACGGGUCUGCUUGAAGAAAACAGACCCAUAAGACCGUCUAAGUUAAACGGUGCAUUCAUCGUACGCCCUGGCACCAGUGUAGCCUUAGAAGGAGCCGCUAAUGGUAGACCGUCCCCAGUAGCACGGUUUCUGAAAGAUGGCGAAAUGAUAUCGGCUGAAGGGAAGUUCUCGUAUGACCGAACAAGCGAUGGUGGCUUGAGACUGGUGAUCGACGAUGUCACAACCGCAGAAAACGGUACUUACACGUUUGUGGCCGAGAAUGAAGCUGGUUCCGUUGGCUCGUCUGUCGACGUACUUGUGGAAGGGACUAGUGGAUAUCCGCUCAUUGGAAGAAGGCCAGGACGGGCCCCUGUGCUAGACGGAAAUACUAUUACUGCAGUUGUUGGUACAAAUGAAAACGUUCUCGUUCAGAUGGGACGCGAUUUGGGCCUGGUGACGGAGGUCACGGGUGACGGCCCUUUUGAGAUAACAUGGACGAGAGGAGACAAUGUUUUGACGACUAGUUCAUACCCGGAACCGGUUACGCACACACUCAAUUUGAAUGACUUUCGAAAGAACGCGGCUGGAACAUACAAAGUUACCGUAAGUAACAACGAAGGAUCUGACACAGAGGAGAUCGACUUAUUGUACGACGUACCAGUACGGCCCAAGUUACAAGAUCCCGAAGGUGAGGUUGAGUUUCCUACUCCUGACCGCGAUGUAAGCUACGCAGCAGGCCAGCGUGCCUCGGCCAUUCAAGGAAGGACUUGGCAAGCGUAUUGGUGUGGGCGAAUCAUACGGACGUGCCCGAGUGAUGGACGAUAA
This is a messenger RNA of Corticium candelabrum, 2328 nucleotides long. Its product is annotated as hemicentin-1-like. The record is from RefSeq and is a predicted model, not a curated record. Bases 67 to 2328 code for a protein of 753 amino acids. The transcript is spliced from 9 exons. Gene Ontology annotation, biological process: synapse organization; homophilic cell-cell adhesion. Lineage: Eukaryota; Metazoa; Porifera; Homoscleromorpha; Homosclerophorida; Plakinidae. Gene Ontology annotation, cellular component: neuronal cell body; axon; plasma membrane. Gene Ontology annotation, molecular function: axon guidance receptor activity.